This is a messenger RNA of Salvelinus fontinalis (brook trout), 3678 nucleotides long. RefSeq names its product ubiquitin-like domain-containing CTD phosphatase 1. Lineage: Eukaryota; Metazoa; Chordata; Actinopteri; Salmoniformes; Salmonidae. The transcript has 11 exons. Gene Ontology annotation, cellular component: nucleus. Gene Ontology annotation, biological process: protein dephosphorylation. The record is from RefSeq and is a predicted model, not a curated record. Bases 201 to 1157 code for a protein of 318 amino acids. Gene Ontology annotation, molecular function: protein binding; protein serine/threonine phosphatase activity.
UAUAAACGAAGCGUGCUUGGUAACAAACCGGGCGACAGAAGCGACUGCUGAUUAAACAACACUGAAUGAAACUGAGUUUUAAGGAAGCAAUUACUUUACACAUUUAUUACACGUCGUAGCACGUGUUCCUGCACACCACAGAAACGAAGGGAUUUGUGGCACACCGCAAUUUGUAGUUGUUGCAGGAGGUUCGCACCAGCAUGUCUGUGUCUGUGAUCAUUAAAUGGGGAGGGCAGGAGUACUCCAUCAGGACACUCUCCGAAGAGGACACUGUGCUGGACCUCAAGCAGUCCAUCAAGUCCCUGACAGGGGUUCUCCCAGAGAGGCAGAAACUCCUAGGAUUAAAGGUCAAAGGCAAACCAGCAGAGGACCAAGUGAAGCUUGGUUCACUGAAGCUGAAACCCAAUACCAAGAUCAUGAUGAUGGGCAGCAGGGAGGAGAGUCUGGAAGAAGUUUUAGCACCUCCCCCAGAGAAUGAUGACAUUGUCAAUGACUUUGACAUUGAAGAAGAGGUGAUUGAAGUACAGAACAGAGAGGAGAACUUGGCCAAGAUAGCCCGCCGUGUCAAAGACUACAAAGUGGAGGGGAUGAACCCACCCAGGGCAGGAAAGAGUCUGUUGGUACUAGAUGUGGACUACACGUUGUUUGAUCAUAAGUCAUGUGCCGAGACGGGACAAGAGCUCAUGAGGCCUUUUCUCCAUGAGUUCCUGACCUCGGCGUAUGAGGACUAUGACAUCGUCAUCUGGUCUGCCACGAGUAUGAAGUGGAUUGAUGCUAAAAUGAAAGAGCUGGGAGUGACAGACAACCCUAACUACAAGAUCACCUUCAUGCUGGACAGUGCAGCUAUGAUCACGGUGCACACGCCUAAGAGGGGUGUAGUGGAGGUGAAGCCUCUUGGGGUGAUAUGGGGAAAGUACAGUGAGUUCUACAGCAAGAGGAACACUAUCAUGUUUGACGACAUUGGCAGAAAUUUCCUAAUGAACCCACAGAACGGACUGAAGAUACGUCCAUUCAUGAAAGCGCACUUAAACCGUGAAAAAGACAAAGAGCUCUUCAAACUGUCUCAGUAUCUUAAAGAGAUUGCCAAACUGGAGGACUUCUCAGGUCUCAACCAUAAGCAUUGGGAGAGGUAUCGCACUAAGAAACAGAGCCAGUGAGAGCAUUGUUGUGGAUGUGUGAAGGGAUGGGCAUUCCUCAACCAGGAACAGUGCUGGACACUCAAGCCCUCACCAAACUACGACUGCCCGUUUCUGACUGGGAGCUGUUUCCUAAUGUUUGGCUUGUUUUUUAAACUUCUGUUCUUCCCUCAUCUAUGUCUUUCUCUGUUGACUUCAGUCUGGGAGACACAGUAAAUACUAUACACCUACCAGUACUCAGUUUACACCUACCAGUACUCAGUUUACACCUAUCAGUACUCAGUUUACACCUAUCAGUACUCAGUUUACACCUACCAGUACUCAGUUUACACCUAUCAGUACUCAGUUUACACCUAUCAGUACUCAGUUUACACCUAUCAGUACUCAGUUUACAUGCAAUGUUUUUUUUGUUAGGUUUCACCCAAUCGUUCUUUCAGAUUAGUGACUGUCAUCUGUAGCUAUGCCACUUAACCUCAGAGUUAUACGAACAUGAGUUUGUUCUGUACUGAUAGUGUUCUGUAUUCUCUUUCUCUCCUCUCCUCCUCCUGGCUCUCUCCUCUCCCCCUGGCUCUCUCCUCUCCUCCUGGCUCUCUCCUCUCCCCCUGGCUCUCUCCUCUCCCCCUGGCUCUCUCCUCUCCCCCUGGCUCUCUCCUCUCCCCCUGGCUCUCUCCUCUCCCCCUGGCUCUCUCCUCUCCCCCUGGCUCUCUCCUCUCCCCCUGGCUCUCUCCUCUCCCCCUGGCUCUCUCCUCUCCCCCUGGCUCUCUCCUCUCCCCCUGGCUCUCUCCUCUCCUCCCCCUGGCUCUCUCCUCUCCUCCCCCUGGCUCUCUCCUCUCCUCCUGGCUCUCUUCUCUCCCCUCCUGGCUCUCUCCUCUUCUCCUGGCUCUCUCCUGGCUCUCUCCUCUCCUCCUGGCUCUCUUCUCUCCCCUCCUGGCUCUCUCCUCUACCCCUGGCUCUCUCCUGGCUCUCUCCUCUCCCCCUGGCUUGCAGCUCUCUCCUCUGAUACCACCAUACCAAGUAGAUGUAGUGAAGCUGGCACAGUCACGUAGUGAAGCUGGCACAGUCACGUAGUGAAGCUGGCACAGUCACGUAGUGAAGCUGGCACAGUCACGUAGUGAAGCUGGCACAGUCACGUAGUGAAGCUGGCACAGUCACCAAGUGUUACCGAGUGCACAGUCUGACACUGAGGUGGAUUCGGCCUCUAUUAGGAGUGUGACGUCCAUUUGCUGCUGCUGGUCACAGAGGUUAUUUCAGAAGGAGACGGGUGACGUUGUCCAUCAGACAGUUUUUAGUUUUUCCUCAUUGUCUGUUGACAUCAGCUAUGCUUGCCUGGAAACCAAAUAUAUCUCUGCACCUGGUUACUGUAUUUUUUAAAAUAUUAUUAAUUUGACCCAACUUUGAUUUGAACUGAACAUUUCUUUCAUAUUCUCAGGCAAUUGUUAGGUCCACUGAACCAAACAAUAGUUGUUGUAGUGGAGUGACUGAAAAUAAAUGGAGAAAGGGCACUUAGAGUUUUAGUUGGGCGGGGAGAGGUUUUUUGGCGGGGGGAGGGGGAAAUUAAAGGCAUUGUGUUUGGCAGACUCAGCCCAAGCACUAGACACUAAACUCAGAUCAGAGUUCUCUGCUUUUAUGUGGUUUAUUUGUAAAUAGAAUUGUAUAUUUUCAGUUGGAAUAAGGGAUAUAGUUCAGAACAUUGAGUCGGACACCUUUCUAUCCCUUACUAGUUGUCUCUUUAAAACAGUCUCUGACAGUAAUUCAAUAUUUGCUUACAUUUGCUUUAUCCAUUGGCAGUAACACUGGAGCGCUCAUUCUCUCACGUCAUCCUGCAAAGUUAUGCAAUAAGCUAAAGAUCAACUGCUAUCGGAGGAAAUGAAUAACUGUCAGGGUUUACAUAAUAUUUUAAACUAUCUGUUUUGGAUUGUAAAUAUUUAUUUUACGGACUUCCUUACUGCUUUGUUUUCUUGUAAACAAUGUUUUGCUACCUUCAUGUCGGGUAUCAAAGGUAAAUAAAUAUAAAUAUGCAUUUCAGUUGUUAAAUGAAGGUACUAUCAUUUUUAUUUAACUAGGCAAGUCAGUUAAGAACAAAUUCUUAUUUACAAGGACAUUUAACAAGCUGUGUAUACUUACCCAGGCAUCCCAGGCACUGAAUACACAUGUGGAUGACUGACAAUAGUAAAUCAUGUCUGUUGCUUAAGCAGCAGCACUUAAAAAAAUUGUUUAAAAAGUUUUAUUUUUUAUUUUUGAAUGUUUAAACGUACAACCUUCCUGCAGUGAAGCCGCUAAACAUUUACAUUACAUUGUCAUCUAACAGACUCAACCUAUUAUUGGUUUAAGUUGUCAGUUUGUCAUAUUGUUACCUCAGUUAAGUUUUCUUCACAAUAACUUGGUUUCCUCAUCUUUUACAAAUCAUCCCAUUCGUUGUGUCCUGUGAUAUUUAAUUAGCAGACUGUUGUAUGUCAGACAACAUGGACAUGUUUUAACAAGUGGACACUGGAUUCCUGUUGUGAACAUAUCCCGACUGUAAAUUAAAAUAUUUUUUACAAAA